Messenger RNA from Penicillium samsonianum, 606 nucleotides. RefSeq lists its product as uncharacterized. Gene Ontology annotation, biological process: L-tryptophan biosynthetic process. Gene Ontology annotation, molecular function: tryptophan synthase activity. The record is from RefSeq and is a predicted model, not a curated record. Gene Ontology annotation, cellular component: cytoplasm. Lineage: Eukaryota; Fungi; Ascomycota; Eurotiomycetes; Eurotiales; Aspergillaceae. The coding region runs from base 1 to 606 and encodes 201 amino acids. The transcript has a single exon.
AUGGCGAGCAAACUCACAGCUCUAGCAGGUGGUGCUACAAUUUGGCUCAAGCGAGAAGAUCUAAAUGACUACGGUAGCCGCAAGACCCGCAAUAUGCUCAGUCAGCCUUUGAUAGCGCGUCGAAUGGGCCGCACUGAGAUCGUUACGGAUUGUCCGUCUGCUAAACAUGGUAAUUUCACCACAGCUAUGUGUGCACGUCUAGGUCUGCGCUGCGUGGUCGUAAUGGGUGCAGACGAGGCUCUGGCUCAGGAACAAGAAGUCUUUAAGAUGAUGAUGCUCGGCGCUAGGCUUCUCACCACCCGUACCCCCCUAGCAUGGAUUUAUUGCGUACUGCAAUUACAGAAGCGCUCCGAUAGUCGGUUUGAAACUACGAAAUCGUCUACUACCGUGGGCCCCAGCCCCUUGCCAACCUUGACUCGCACAUUCCAGGCGAUCUUAGGAGAUGCGGUCGCAACCCAGAUGCAAACAUCCGCUGGUUGUCAUCCAGAUGCUGUUGGCAGCGGGAGUGAGCGGUGGGAAUUUUCAGGCCAUUUCUGCAACGUACCGCAAUUCGGCUCAUUGUGGUUGAAGCGGCUGAAGCGGCCACCUUAUCAGACGGUGAAUUAG